This is a messenger RNA of Arvicola amphibius (Eurasian water vole), 5055 nucleotides long. RefSeq names its product chromosome 3 C3orf18 homolog (gene C3H3orf18). NCBI's taxonomy places the organism in Eukaryota, Metazoa, Chordata, Mammalia, Rodentia, Cricetidae. Bases 366 to 854 code for a protein of 162 amino acids. The record is from RefSeq and is a predicted model, not a curated record. The transcript has 5 exons.
UCCAUGGUCCGGACCCAGCCCACCCCAGCUCAGGCUGUCAGCUGGCGCAGGAUAAUACUAGCUGAUCCCUGCGUUCAGGGAAGGCAGACCUUGGGUCGGACCUGUCGCCUCCAAAGCCGGGGCCUGGGUGUUCCCCCCCCCCCGCCCACGCCUCCCGCCCUCCUGCCGGUCGCUACCACCCUUAGCUUCUCAGACUGAGCUCCUCGUCCCGGAGAGGAUUAAAGCCCAGGAAGGCAGGGGUCGCCUGCUAAUGAUUUGGCUGUGCUGGUGGUCAUCACAUUGUUGGGAGCUACAGCCUUGGACACCCCUCACGUCAGAAGUCAGUGGGCAGGUUGACUGAGCACUGGCAGACUCCCAGCAUCAGCAUGAAUUCCAGGGUCCCAGCUACUCAGAACUGGUUCAGCAGCCACCCACCCACCACAGAGCCUGACUUGGAACCUGCCACUGAAGGGUCUACCACAGAGACUACUACCCUCAGCCCAGAAACCACAAGCUUCAAUGGCACCAGAAUCCCAGAUAUGGCAGGUGGUGCAGCUGGUGUGGGUACCAUGCUUCUGUCUUUUGGGAUCAUCACAGUGAUUGGCCUGGCUGUGGCCAUGGUUUUAUACAUCAGGAAGAAGAAGAGGCUGGAGAAGCUACGCCACCAGCUCAUGCCUAUGUACAGCUUUGACCCCGCGGAGGAGCAAGACGAGCUGGAGCAGGAGCUCCUGGAACAUGGGCGAGAUGCUGCCUCCCUGCAGGCCGCUGCCUCCCUGCAGGCCACACAGGGCAAGGGCACUCUCUCUUCCCAAGGCCCACUGCAGAGGCCUAGCAGGCUGGUGUUUACUGAUGUAGCCAAUGCCAUCCACGCGUGAGUAGCCUGAGAACAGGCCUGGACCUCUGACAAAGACACCUGCCACAGUGCCAGCAGCGCUGCCCACUUCCUGACUGUCAAGACCUAUUCUCAGGACCUGCACCAUGGCUACCACAAGACAGGAAAGGGCUGUGAGAGACCCCAGCUGUGCUGAGGCCCCAUCCGCUGACUCUCAGGCUUGAAGAGAGAGCUCUGACCAGGCUAGCCAUCUGGCUAAUGACUUCUCCUGAACCAAUGGUCCUGGCACGGAAGGCAGCCCUCAUGCAGGAAGGCUAAGAGCCACUGAUGGCUUCCUGGUCUCCUGGACAUAAACCUCACAUCAAGGUCUGCUUCUCUGAUGGGGAAGAAGGGCACAAGCUUGAAGGGCAAGGGAGAAGAGAGGCAUGCUUCCCCCCCACCCCCAGGAUUGCCUUUUUCCUUUUUUUUUUUCCCUGAAGCCUCCUCUAGGGUAAAGAGAGGCAAAUCCCCAGAUAAUAGGGACAGGGCAGGGCAGCACCUUUUGGGGAGGGUUGUUUGGUUGUUUAUUUUUUGAGACAGGGUCUUGGCUGGCCCGGAACUUGCUGUGUAGAUAAGGCUGGUCUCCAACUCAUAGAGAUCUACCUGCCUCUGCCUCCUGAGUGCUGGGAUGAAAAGAGUACCCCACCACAUCCAGCUAAGGCAGCACCAUUUAUAGGCCCAGGAGACCCAGGGACAGAGCUGGAAAUGCCUAGUAGAAAGGGCUACAGAAACCCAGGGGCUGUCCAUAGUUAGGGUACUGGAUAUCAUGGUGAGUGGGUGAGCACGAAGUCUCUCAGCCACAUAUCACUGGCAGCCAAGGCAGCUGAGAGAGAUGAGAUUGGGAGCCUGGGUAUGGAAAGAUGCAACUCCCCCAGAUGUGGAGAAAGGCUUCACACAUGUGCAUGAGUGGGCUGUACACAGACACGUACCUGUUCCAGAAUAAGAGUAAGACAGAGGCCCUCCGCAUCAGCUCCACUUUGCAAGCUGACUCCCACCCCGUGGUAUGGAGUGGAGCAUCACCAUAGGCUUCUUCCUCUCCUUUGGUGAUCAGGGCUGCAUGGAAGAGGGAAAGAGAGCUGGGUUCCUCUGCCACUGUGUUUCUUCAGUGGGCUCCAAAAGCUGGGCUGAGCUGCUCCCCUUCCAGUAUGGGGCUCUGGGAGAGGCCUUUGGUCGAAGGGCAGUCACAGGUCAGACUAGUAGGAAAAGUUACGGUUGCCUAGAGGGGAGUGUUCUUUGAGGAAAAGACCUAAGAAAGCGAGUCUGGUUUUAGUUUUGCCCUUCCGCCCUCUGCAGGAAGGGCACUCAGUGUCGUGGACUGUAGAGGGGGUUUCUGCCGUUGGUCUCACUCUAGUCUUGGACGUGGGAGGCUGACACCAGGGGCAUCUGGACAGAGUAAUCACAAAGACGGGGGGCAGUUUCUCCACUGGGACCCACACGUGAGCAUGCACAGAGGCGUGUCCCCAGCUUCGUCGCCACGGCUGUCCUCUGCUGGCUAGAGGGGCUGCGGGGGUGGCACAUGCUGUUGGGCUGAUCCCACAUGUCAGGAGGUGAGAGGCUAGGAGGAUCCCAUGGGGCCGGCUCUGGUUUUAUCCCUGCCCGGAGAUGCUAUAAAUACGUUAGCGCUUGAGCAACUGGAGGGCUCUGAGUAAUUUAGGAUGCACAACGCUGUAAUUUAACUGGCAGCAUCUCCAUGUGGGAGAGCAUUAAAGAUGUAAUUAAGAUGUUUACACAAAGAGAAUGGAGUCUUUGACACUUGGGGUGCAAAACCCCAGGAGGGGACACAGUGGGUGAGGUGAGGAUCUGUGGGAGGCCUGGGGACAGUCACUUGGGUCCCAGCUAUGAGGUGGCAGGCAGCCCAGCUGUUUUUCUUGAUCUGUCCAUGGAAACGCUUUGGCCUGGAGUCCAAAGUUGCUCUGGGGCCUCAUGCUUCAACUGGGAGAUGGGGUGACAAGGCCUGUAGUUGUGGAGAGGUCAAGAGGACAGAAUCUUGUGAGAUCAGGUCCGGAAGAGGGCUUGAUCUCCAAAGAUUGUGGAGUGCCAUAUGGUGUCUCAGGAUCCACAGGACUUAGGUUUGAAAUACAAAAGUAAAACGGUUUUCUAUGGAACACAAAGUAAAGGAUAUAUAGCAUGGGAUGGGAGUCGGUCAGGUUUUAUGUAUGGGACCCACCUGCGAGGCUAACAGAGAUUUAGAGAAAAAAGACACUGCGGUGACCAGUUUGCCCAGGAACGCUCCAGUAAUAAUGCUGAAAGCCCCUUAAGAGAGCUAACGUUCAGACUAGCAUGAUGGAAAUAUGGAGGGAGUUAGCCUCCAAGUUCCCUGAUGAGGGCUGGGCUGAAGGUGGGGGCCGUAGGUCGUGGGAUAGAGCUUCAGCAAGGCUAAGAACCGUGUACUCCAUGGGUCAAGCACAUGAGCUACAGCUGAACCUGUCAGUGAUAGAUUGGCUGUUAGGAAAGCCUCCUCGUGGAAGAUUGGCCGGGCAUGGGAUGAACAAGCGGACUGUGUGUUCCCACAUUAUUAGUCAACCCUUGGUUCAGGGAUGGAGGUGCUGCAGAGCCCUUGGUAUCCUGAAGAAAUAAGGGUGACACCCAGGGGCCAGGGAUGCUGACAGAAGUAGGAGAACCCCUGUGCCCUUUUCUUUUGCCGCAUGACCAGGCCCCUUUCCUGCAGGGUGGGCCUGGCUAAGAGACGGACACAGGCUGCUUUCUGUGAGUGGCAGGCCACCUAUUUAUAGACUGCACCCUCACGGUAAACUGUCCCUUCUACUCACCUUGUUCUGUUUUCUAGAUCUUUCUCCUACUCUCAGAAGAAAUCCAAAUUCCCGUAUCUCUCACAGAGUGUAGGGCUGAUAAACAUUGAGGUGAAAGGGUCUGGUGGAUGUGUUCUCCUUGAGGACUUAGGCUUGGUUGCCUAAGGAGACUCUCCUUGCCUCUCUCAGUGGUGAAUGGGGUAAGGCAGUAUUGCCCACCAUUGCUGCUUCUAAAAUUGGCAAUUGGGCCCCUCUGAGGAAGGCCCUCCCCCUCCCUAUAAUCAAUCAGACUCUCUGUAUUUCUAUGUCUCUCUGCCUGUCUCUGUAUGUCUUUGUCUGUCUCUGUCUCUCGCUCUCUCCCAUGCAUGAAUUCUCUCUUUAUGAAUAGCAACCAGGGCUUCAGGUCAGAAGCAGCGGGGCUGGCAGCGGGCAGUGUCAGGGUAGAUGUAGAUGGGCACCUUCAAAGGAGGCUGUCUCUUGUUUAAUAUAGUGAAGUGUCACCUUGGAGCCGAAGUGAAUAGAGUAAUCCCAUUGCUUGGCUGCCGGCAGACUGUGGGGAUGCCUUCAGAAUGUAAAGGGAAGCUCCUGUCGGAGAGAGCUCAGAAACUCCUGCAGUGCUCUGACCUUCCUGGAGACUCUUAGAAACAUUCCCUCCAGCCCAGUAGCCCAUCAGUGAGCCAACCCGCACUGUACUUUGUUCUACACAGAAGAGAAGGAUGCCAAGUAGAAAAAAAAAAGAUAAGCAGUGUUAUGAGUGCCCUGUGUGUCCAUAUCUUUAUAUUUACAGCUAAACAUAAAGAAAGGCAGAAGGUUAGGUCAGGGAAUGCCUGGAGUAUUCUGAGGCUCAGACAUCCCUAUGCUGUCCUGUGAAGCUGUACCCCUUAGGUAGGCCUCAGUGUGUGUGUCAGGGUGGGGCUUGUCUAAGAAUGUCUGAGGGAAAUCCCAGGGCAUCCUGGCCUAAAAGGGCUUAGGACAUGGGGACAACUGCAGGUGGGACAGCUGUGGCUUCCCAUAGAAUGCCCUUGAAAAGACAUACUGAGAAACGAACACGAAAUCUGUGAGCACCAGGUACAGGGAGAGGAAGAGGAUGGGGAAGAGCAGGGGCCCUUUAGGCAUCACAAAGUAGGAUUAGGACACGUGCCAUCCUGCCUGGAACAAGCCACAUGCCACCUCACUUCACCUUCAGAGUUAGUUGGCAGUGGUCACUGGCUCUUACUUCUUAGCUUGGGUCCUGCAGAGGCAGAUCAGGGUAGGGGACAGGACUCCUUAGGGACAUCCUGAUCACCCCCACCCCAAGGCCCCAAGAAAGCUAGCUGAAGCAAGCAAGCAUGCAGAGUAAGGAUAAGAAUCUCAGAGAAGGACUGGAGAGACUGAUCAGUGGUUACAGCAUGUACUGCUGUUUCAGAAGACCUCAGUUCUGCUCGCAACAUCCAUGUCAGAUGGAUCACACCCCCUGUG